Messenger RNA from Miscanthus lutarioriparius, 591 nucleotides. NCBI's taxonomy places the organism in Eukaryota, Viridiplantae, Streptophyta, Magnoliopsida, Poales, Poaceae. The record is from the annotation of a GenBank genome assembly.
AUGCCGAGAUCCUCCUCCUCCAACUCCAACCCCAACCCCGGCUCCGGCUCGUCGAAGCCCAUCCUGGGGAGGGCGAUGGCGACCAUCCUGGCGCUGCCGCUGACACCGAUCUCCAAGGCCAAGCUGGGCCUGCUCCUCUUCAAGAAGCGCGCGUCCGCCGCCGCCAGGCGCCGCUGCUACAACUACAAGCCGUUCCGCCACUACAACUACGCCUACGUGGGCGAGUACCAGUUCUCGCCCUCCCGCUCCCCGCUCCUCCCGGGCCCGCCGCCCCCCGGCGUCACGGCCUGGCGGAGGGCCGCCGCCAAGAAGCGCCGGAGCAGGGCAAGGAUCAUCCUCGCCUCCCUCUUCUGCGGCGCCGACGACCUCGACGUCGCCGUGCUGGACGGCCUGGCUCGUCGGGGCGACGCCCAAGGGCGCGGGGACAGGGACGACGAUGCCUACGCCUACAACGACGAUGAGGAGGAGGUGGUGGACUACGGGGAGGAAGGGGACGAGGAGGUGGACGGCCGCGCGGAGCGCUUCAUCCAGCGGUUCUACGAGGAGAUGAGGCUGCAGAGGCAGCGGUCUCUGGUCCAGCGCCGGCUCUAG